Messenger RNA from Mercenaria mercenaria, 3297 nucleotides. RefSeq lists its product as uncharacterized. Gene Ontology annotation, cellular component: centrosome. The coding region runs from base 2670 to 3158 and encodes 162 amino acids. Lineage: Eukaryota; Metazoa; Mollusca; Bivalvia; Venerida; Veneridae. The transcript has 14 exons. Gene Ontology annotation, molecular function: gamma-tubulin binding. The record is from RefSeq and is a predicted model, not a curated record. Gene Ontology annotation, biological process: regulation of microtubule cytoskeleton organization; cilium assembly.
ACACCUCACACAUUCCUUUCCCAUGAUAAUACCAGCUGAAUGAAACACUGCACAUUGCUUUCCCAUGAUAAUACCAGCUGAAUGAAACCUCACACAUUCCUUUCCCAUGAUAAUACCAGCUGAAUGAAACCACACACAUUCCUUUCCCAAGAUAAUCUUAGCUGAUUGUAACUCUGCACAUACCUUUCUCAAGAUAAUACCAGUUGAAUGAAACCUCACACAUUCCUUUUCCAUGAUAAUACCAGCUGAUUGAAACCCUGCACAUUCCUUUCAUGUGAUAAUACCAACUGAUUGAAACCACACAUUUCUUUCCCAUGAUAAUACCAGUCAUAAAAACAAGGCCCAUCAUACUUGAAUUAAAUGUAUUUAUUACUAUUUUAGGUACACAAACACAGCAGACAUUCCAAGGGUAAGAACCUCUAGCUAUGGCAGCAGCUCUUUGUUUCACAGUGACCAAUUUUUGUUGGAACUCUCUGCCACAACAUUUUAGGGAAGAAACCAAUUUAACCAGUUCAAAAGUUUGGUUAAUGUCUGGAGCAGAGAGGGCUGCACAUGCACUGCCUGUUCUAGCUACUGAUUUGCUGCUUUAUGCUAUUUUGCUUGUUUUCUAUGUGCUUGGUUGCUUUAUGCUUUGUUGCUUUCUUUUAUAUGUGCUUAGUUCAUAAUUAUGCUUUUUUCUUUUUUUUUCUUGUUUUAUAUGUGUGUGCAUGUAUAUGCAUUGCUUUCAUGUGUGCUUUUGUAUUGCUUGUAGGUAGCUGCUUCCAGAAAUUAUCUUUUAUUCUAUGUCUUUUAUGUUGUUUUAACAUGUUGUCAUAUUUUAUGCAAGUUAAUUUAUUCAUGUCUUAACCAGUGAUUUGGUUGCUUUCUGUUUUGUUGUUAUUUAUAACUUCAGGUUUAAUUUUGAUGAAUGUGAGCAUGUAACAGUGCAGUUUUGUCUAACAGUCAGCAUGACUUAACUACAUGUACUCCCAUUUAAGCAAAAUGGAAGAUUUCAGCUGCAUAAACUGCAAGUUCCAGACAACAAACUUUGGCGAUAUCAUUUUUCACAAUUUGGAAACCCAUGACUUCAAAAUUAUUCCAAAAGAUUUAAAACUCUCGAAAAGGACUUUAAUUUCAAAAAAUGACACAAAAACAGUGAGAGUUUCAAGGCUAGAAGACGUUUCGCCAAUUAAAAAAGCUCCCAAACCAGAAACACCAGUGAAAGGUGCUCACAAAUUGCUGGAAGAAUCUGAGAAUAUUGAGAGUUCAGAUGAAGAUGAAGAUACUAUGCAGCUUACUUUCCAAAAUAUGACUUUGCUAGAAUCCACAUCUUCAGUGCAAACAGACCCUUGCUUUGUCCUGAGCACAGACUCAUGCGAAGAAUGUGAUAUGUUCACAAAUGAAAAUAUUAUUCAACCGAUCCUUGAUGUUUUAGACUACCUUAAAUCAGAAAAUCAAAUGGAAAUUUACAUAAAAUUUACAACAUUACUCGUGGAACGGAAGAUUCCUUUAUCGAAUAUUGCUUUUUUGUUAUUUGCUGAUGUGGUAGAAUGGUUUUCCGUGGACAGUACCCGAAACGUGAGAUACUCAGAAGAAGUGAAAACAUUUUGGUGGAUUGGAUUAAAACUGUUCUAAUGAAAGUUCCUCAGGUUUAUGUCAGGAUGGAAAAACCGGGGUCAGGAACUAAAGGGUGAUAUCAGACCAGAAGAUUCUGUCAUUAAUUUUGCUGUGCCAUCACUGACUUGUCUAGAAGAAUCUCAUUUGGCUGAAAAACAAUCAAAUGCUGGCCAGAGUUAUGGGCCUUGAUGGGAAGAUACUGUUGAAGUCGAAGAAAUGUGCAAAGUUUCAACCAAAUACCUUCAGUUUUCUUGGAGAUAUAAAGUUUCAUGCAAAACAUUAAGCAAAGCAUUACGCUGACGUCGACACCAACGAUGAUGCAUGAACAUGAUAUGGAAUGACAGGAAUAGGUGGAACACAUGUAAAUAGGAAGGAUACAUUUAAAUAUAAACCAGUGGGAAAACUCCUUCUUUUGGUCGAGAUAAAGAUAGUGGAUGUAGACACAGGCAAGACUUGUGGUGUAGAUGAGGAAGGGGGAAUUUGGAUCAGAUGACCUCAGGUUUGUCUUGGCUAUUUCAGUGCACCUGAAGAAAAUAAAAACUUCUUCACCGAAGAUGGCUGGGUCAAAACUGAGCAAGAUGUCAGAUGAUUGGUCAGCAGUGAAUAAGAAGCUUAGAGAGCAUGGUCUGACCCCUGUAAAGUUGCAGCAUCCAGCUGAUAUACAUCAUACCUCAGGAUCUAUGGUUUGUCUAGACAGUAACAAUAAUAAGAUGGUGAGAGAGAACUUCCCAUCACUGAUGGCAGACUGCGAUCACAGACAGACCCUUGUACAGGACCUCAUCACCAAGAAUAACCAACUCAAGGAAGAAUUGGACAGGCAGACAGAGCUUACAGAAAAAUACUUUAGUAAAAUGAAGGACCUGAAAUCAUGUUAGAAAGUUCAAGAGCAAGGGUGAAGGAACUGGAGUCAGCCGAUCCUGCCAGAUCUCAGACAGAUGAUGUUUGGGACAUUAAUGAGCGUGUCAACAACACAAGGAUGCAGUAGUAGCCAAAACUAAAGAUCUAGAAUAUUAAUGUAAACAACAAGAAAAAGAGCUAGACAGAUUAAAAGAUAAACUACGUAAUAGAGCUCUAUGUCUCUUCAGGAGGAACGACGGAAUAAGACAGUGACAGAAGUGUUUCAAGAGUUCCGACGGAGAACUGCGAGGGCUUACCAUACCAUGGAUGAUAAACUGUUAGAUAUAAUUGACACAUAUGAACGACAGUUACAGAAUUUGCAAAAAGAUUUGGAAAUGUAUAGAUCUGUUGGAGAUGUAGACAGAUCAGAAGGUUCUGAAGAAGAUGAGAAUUCCUCUUUCUAUUCCAUACCUAAGGAACAGGAGACUUCCGGCAACUUUAAAUCAUUAAUCAGGGCCUAUGAGAGGCAAAUUAAAGAAUUGAACAAACAAGUAAAGAAACUGGAGAAGGAGAAAGAACUCAUCAAGCUUGAUGUUGGUGCAAGCAUACCUGGAGAAAAGUUAAAGACAGAUCCUUACAGAUUGAAAAGAAAGUUCAGUACAAGGUUGGAAGACCUGGAUUACCUUCCAGUGGAUCUUUGUCAUCAAUAUCUCAAGAAUGUAUAGUAACAGGAGAAGGAUCUUGCGAUAAAGAAAUGUGGUGCCAAGAACUAAUUAAUGAUAAAACUGUUGCUUGUAUACAGUGAUACUGAGGAACAACAACAACAGCCUGAUUUACAAAACAGUGUGAGGAAGCAACUAGAGA